CAGGAACCACAAUUCCCAAGAUGCACUUGCAAUUAACUGUGGACAGGGGGAAGGGAAGCUGUCAAACUGAGAUUGGAGGGAGAGAAAUUAAGAUUGCAGUUGUUCAUAACGACCAGUUUGGCUGGCACAUGGUAUGACCACCCCCUACUGGUAGCAUCCUGUCAGGAGAAGAGUUUCACCUCCCGUUGUCAUCACUGGUCACAAACAACCCUAUAGCCUUUGGACAUCAGGCACCAACAUUGAUGUCCACCCCUGAAGACCGAGUCUUAGGGACAUAAGAUCCCGCCUGUUUUAAAGACAGAGGUCAGUAACUUUCACAUGAGCCAACAGCUGGUUUCUCACCAUCAAAGAGCACAAGUGACUGUGGUGUGGAGUGGAUGUAGCUAUGCUACUGUGCUGAUACCAAGGUGGCCCUCAGGUUCCCAAGUGCCAAAGCAAUGAAGUGUCCAGGUCAGGCAGAGGCCAUCCCAGCCCAGCAGUGCCCAUACCCAGUCCUGGACUCUCUCUGAUGGGGGAGGAGACUCACUUGCCGGGGAGAUCCACAGAGGCAAGGAAGUAGAGAGAGGCCCACUGGCGUCCUCCAAUCAGUGGUCAGGGACAGAGACCAAGACGUUUUAGACAAUCAGUUGUCCGGGGGGGUGCAGCUUUUGACACAACACCCUCUUCCACACAAUACUAGAACAGUCACCUGGCUGCGGGGUCGCUGUGUAGAGUUAGAGACAGCUGAAGAGACUCUGAGGUUUUACCACAAACUGUUUUCCGCUAAAAGAAGAGGAAACAAAACCAGGUUGUUCCCGAGGAACACAUGCUAGCCUGAGAUGAAGUAGCUCCGUUCAGUGAAAUCAAUCCGUUGGACGGGACCCACUGCAUGCUUGUGUGUGUAUGUGUGAGAGAUAAAGAGUGUGAGACAGAAGCUUCUACAGACUAUUUGAAGAAACAGUGUUUGGACAGAGCACGACAGAGCGUCGGACCAAACGCCAUGGGGGACCAAGCUACGACCACUCUGACCGCCUCGCUCUCAGCCCACGAAACCAGAGGACUGUAAGAAGGCGCAACCCGGAUCACGAACACACACUUCUUCACACACACGCCAAAACUUAUGCAAUGGAAGGAGACGUUGGUUUAGUCGCGGUGUACGCAGAGCGAUAAUCUCUGUUUGGCAAGCUUGGAACGUUGUAACCUUGUCCAUACUGCCAGGGUCUGAAUGGUUUGUCCCACGAAUGUAAACCGACAGAGGAAUUCUCCAAUGGCCACUCCCACCUCAAACCUGUCAUGAAUGGGCAGACGCCGGGUCACAGUGUCAAAGACCACACCAAUGGAAACUCCCAGCUAACCCUGCUACCUAUUUCAGCUUUGAAGCAGAAUGGUCUUCUACAGACACUGGCUGCUGGAGGGGAGCAGCUCGAGACUGAGGAGGAGAACACAGAGCUGGAGCAGGCGAGGGAUGAGUGGGAGGCUCUUGAGAACAUCCAACCAGCGCUCAGUGAGGAGUCCUGUCCCACCCCUCUCAUCUCCUUCAACGAGGCCCUGCAACACUUCCAGACCGCAGACCUGGGAGAGCUGCUGAAGAACAUCCAGCCCACCGUGCGCAGGUCGGGGCUAGCCGCCCUCACACACUUCCUGUUUGGCCCGCCGCGAAUUCACCGAGAACUGCUGGAGGAGAGGGACCUGGUCUUUGCCAUCGCACAAUGUUCCCUUGACAACAGCCAGCCAGUGCACAUGCGUGUGCUGCAGACGGUGUACAAGCGUCUGACCGGCAGCAGGCUGGACUGCCCUCGCUAUGGAACUCACUGGGAGACCAUCGGCUUCCAGGGUACAGACCCAGCCACUGACCUGCGUGGUACAGGCUUCCUGGGACUGAUGCACACCCUCAACCUGGUGAUGGACCCUGAGACACUCCCUCUAGCCAGGGACAUCUACAAACUCUCCCAGCACCCUACGCAGAACUUUCCGUUCAGCGUGAUGUCCAUCAACAUGACGCGCAUCGCUCUGCACGCGCUCAGAGAAGAGGCGCUGUCCAAGGAGUGUAACCGUCGGCAGCAGGUGGUGGGGGUUCUGAAUGAGUUCUACGUGGCUACCUUCCUGCACCUUCACCAGCUGUGGAAGAGCCAGCAGAAGACCAUCUCAGACUCGGGCUUCGUGCUCAAAGAAGUGGAAAUGUUCGCCAAAAAGAACCCCAAGCAGAUGCUGCGCCGCCUGGAGCUCUUCCUGAAGGAGAGGCGGUCGGCCAGGGCUCCCCGGGGCCCCUCCCCUGACCCCCAGGGCCCGCAGCGCUCUCCCUGCCUGGAGGAGCAGGGCUCCAGCACACGGGGGAAGGAGAUGCACUUCACCGGAGUGUGUGACCUGCCACCUGACAUGGAGGGGGAGGCCCGGCUCAUAUAAGCUACAGAGAGAACGAGAGAAAGUGUGUGUGUGUGGACAGUGUGUAUGUGUGUGUGUGUGUGUGUAGACGGUGUGUGUGAGACACUUCCCCCUCUCCCCAGCCUCUCUCAUAUAUGAUGAUAAACGAUGUCAGAAAUAUGAUGUCAAUAACGAGGGACUACGACUUGUCCCUACACAGCUCUACCCUACCCAAUCCUACCCUGCCCUAAACUACCUUGUUCAGUCCUUGCCUGACUUGUUCUGUCUUACCUGGUCCGUUCAGGGUAUUGAAGCCAGGUGUGUCGCUGCCAGAUCUGCUUCCCUCUAGAUGGCCACAGUGCGUGUCAGAAUGUUAGGCCAUCGGCCAGCAAGCCAGUACGUUAGUGUGUGUCACUGUGUCUAUUCACCCAAACCCGACCCCAACACAGACACCCUGUAGGAGCUGUAGACACAGUCUAAUCUUUCUGUAUGUGUGGAUGUGUAUGUGUGUCUGUGUGUAGCAGGUCGCCCCAAAGGCUGAUGGGAGUUGUAGUCCGAAGGUUGAGAGGUCUGUUAGACUAGCUCCAGAGCUCCCUGUCUUCAUGGGGGGGAUAUAUUUUGGAAUAACAAAAAAAGACAAACUAUUGAUAAAUAUGUAUUGAAUUAUAUUAUAUGAAUAAAUGCACUUAGAGAUUAAGUGAGAAGGCUAUUAUUCUGCUAUGGAACUGUUACAGGGAAAAUAAAAAGCCUCUGAGUCAGAGUUGGAGGCUGAUUAUACAUAUAAGAGACUUUAUAUAACGUAUAGACUUUAUAAACGUAUGUAGCAGCGGUUGUUUGAUACAACACGUACGUGAAAAACUCAAAUAUGGUCACUGGAUCUGAGAGGCCUAUUCUUUGGUCCAGUGGUACCUUUGUGGUUCCCUGUUGGAGAAGGUUUGUGGUUCAAAUCCCCACCUCGCCCUUCUGUGACCUGUACGACUGGCCAGUGUCAGACUACAGCCAACAGGUUUCUUAACAUUCCUCCACUUAAAGAGCAUGUGAAUCUAGUUUGUUCAGUUCAAGAAAACGGCAAUCACGUGUGUACUGGUACUGUGUGUGUGUGUGUGUUCCACAUCUGUGCAUCCUAGUUCCGGCUCCUGAUCGGUUAUACAAGACUGGCUUAAUGAUUGGUAAAUAGCGGCUGACCAUGUGACUGGUCAGUAAAGGCUGCCUAUCUGAUUGGUCAGUAGAGGCUGAGCAUGUGGGGGGAGUCUCUGAUUGGUCGACUCGGUCCCUUCUAAUGAUGUCACACACUAGAUUGUUACUCUUGUUGGUGCCCACGGUGUCUGUUGUUUCCUGAAGUCCAGUUUGCCUACAGAAUAUAACCUCUCUGUUUAGGCUCCUCAAACACGUUGUAGAUAUACAGUUAUAUCUUCUAUAGACAUUGAACAUUGUAAAUUCGUACUCACACCAACAUUGGUUUAACGUGUCUGUCUUCUCUAUCUAUAAACGUACACCCACUUCUCUUAAGUUCUUGUUAUUUUGCCAAGUGUUCGCUAGUGUUUCAGAUGAAUAGCAGAAUUUGCACUCUUAAUAGAAUGUUGAUGGUGUAUGACUGUUGCUAGGGAAAGAGUGUUGUGCUUUUUCUUUGUUUUUAACCAAUCGGAAACAACCAUUCUCAGCUGUAGAACUCUCCUUGUCUUCUCUGCGUUCGAUCACAAGACUUUGAUGCCAUCGCCCUGACCCCUGACAUUGUUCAUGCCACUGCUUUAGCCCCGUGGAUUGACUUCACAUACGUCAGGUUUUCAUCUGUCCUAGCAGAAGUUCUAGUCCCAGGACAGUGUGUGUGUGUGUGUGUGUGUGUGUGUGUGUAAACAGGAUGGUGGGUGUAUGUGUACUAGUCCUAGGACACCGUUUGUGGGUACUAGUUUAAGGACAGUGUGUGCGGGGGAUCUCAUUCCCCACAGUACGUUUGUACAUGGAGUAUAUGAUGAUUGUAACUAUGAUUGUCAGUAGGGCAUUAAUACUGAAACACAUGGCUUACCUCAAGACUAGAGACAAACCUUCUCUCUAUCCUCCCUUUCACGCCCCCCCCCCCCCCCCCCCCCCCCCCAUCCUCCCCCCUUCCCCCCCAGAGAGCAGUCUCGUUCUGGCCCUCUGACAAACACCCCUCUACCACAGGUCUGACGUAGCGUAUAUUCGACACCUGAUGCACUAUCUUAUAGCUAACUAACACACAGGACGGUACAUACGUUAUAGCUAUAUAAA
This is a messenger RNA of Hypomesus transpacificus, 4587 nucleotides long. RefSeq names its product ELMO/CED-12 domain containing 3 (gene elmod3). The transcript is spliced from 14 exons. NCBI's taxonomy places the organism in Eukaryota, Metazoa, Chordata, Actinopteri, Osmeriformes, Osmeridae. Bases 1273 to 2382 code for a protein of 369 amino acids. The record is from RefSeq and is a predicted model, not a curated record.